CCACUCGUCCUGAACACGGCAAAUGUAAACCGAGAGACAGCUAGCGAGCUGUGGUUUCACCAUUUCCUCGCCUACAUGCCCUUUUCGAUCACGCAGUUUUGGCUUUGUCUUAUGUGCGGCAUGUUUUGCUUUUCUAAAUAAGCUAUUCCUUCCAACAAUGCCGGCUCUGAGAGUUAAAGCGUCUGUGGUGGGUCUGGACUGAUAGCCGAUAGGAAUUCAAGUGAACGACCCCCCCUCUUCAUUCUAGCCUAAGCUUUGUAGUUACCGACACGUAUGAAAGAAACUCUCGAGGAAAUAAACAGACUGGUCCUUUUCUUGGGUUGUUCUAUUUCUGCUGAAUUUGGGGUAGAAGAAAAAAUCUUGAUUGGUAGAACUGAAUAUCUGAGUGGGAAUGUUUUGGUGAAAGAAAUCUACCAAUAAGUUUGUUUCUUUCGAUGCUUACGGAUCUUACGGUAACUUGGGAAUUGGGAUUUGCCGUUUCAGGUAAGCUAGGAUAUAUGAACAGUGGGGCUGGGAGAUAAAAAAAAAGAGAUGAAAAUUUGAGUUGGGUUGUCCUUAUAAUUCUGGAAGAGUUGAGAAAGUUCUAUCAUCAAUCGGAAUUCGGAGCUUCAAAUCAAAGAGAACUCAGAAAAGGGAUUUGGGUCUUCUAUGCUGGUGUUCAUUUACUGAUUUCUUGGUGUAUGUUGAUUUUGCCGUGAAGAAGAUGGUGGGAAACAUUGAGACAAUGGGUGGCAAUUUAUACUCAAACGGGUCUAUUCAGAACGGUAAUGGCUUGGAAGAGAAGCUUGAUGAGUUUCGCCGCCUUCUUGGCAAGGCUGAUGGCGAUCCAUUGAGGAUUGUUGGUGUUGGGGCAGGUGCUUGGGGGAGUGUUUUUGCGGCAUUGCUUCAAGAUAAUUAUGGUCAAUAUAGAGAGAAGGUACAAAUCAGGAUAUGGAGAAGGCCUGGAAGAGCUGUCGACAGAGCCACAGCUGAACAUCUUUUUGAAGUGAUCAAUUCGAGGGAGGAUGUAUUGAGGAGGUUGAUCCGGCGGUGUGCAUAUUUGAAGUAUGUCGAGGCGAGGCUAGGUGAUCGGACUCUGUAUGCGGAUGAGAUUUUGAAAGAUGGGUUUUGCUUGAACAUGAUUGAUACACCACUUUGUCCUUUGAAGGUUGUGACUAAUCUGCAGGAGGCUGUUUGGGAUGCCGAUAUUGUGGUGAAUGGCUUGCCUUCCACUGAAACUCGUGAGGUGUUUGAAGAGAUUAGUAAUUAUUGGAAGGAGAGAAUCACGGUGCCUAUCAUCAUCUCUUUGGCAAAGGGAAUAGAGGCUGCAUUGGAUCCUGUUCCCCACAUAAUAACUCCCACGCAAAUGAUUAAACGGGCAAUUGGAAUACCUAUGGAGAAUAUACUUUAUCUUGGUGGGCCAAAUAUUGCGUCAGAAAUUUACCAUAAGGAAUAUGCUAAUGCUCGAAUUUGUGGAGCUGAGAAGUGGAGGAAACCUCUUGCAAAAUUUUUAAGGCAACCCCAUUUUACUGUAUGGGAUAACAGUGAUCUUGUCACACAUGAAGUCAUGGGUGGCCUGAAGAACGUUUAUGCCAUUGGAGCUGGAAUGGUGGCGGCCCUUACCAAUGAGAGUGCUACCAGCAAAUCAGUAUAUUUUGCACAUUGUACGUCAGAGAUGAUAUUUAUUACCCAUUUGUUGGCUGAAGAACCCGAGAAGCUUGCAGGGCCUUUGCUGGCUGACACUUAUGUGACCUUGUUAAAAGGCCGUAAUGCAUGGUAUGGCCAGAUGUUAGCCAAGGGUGAACUAAACCUGGAUAUGGGUGAUAGUAUCAGUGGCAAAGGAAUGAUUCAGGGUGUCUCUGCAGUGGAGGCAUUUUAUGAACUUCUGAGUCAGUCUAGCCUAAAUGUACUGCAUCCUGAAGCGAACAAGCCUGUAGCUCCUGUAGAGCUUUGCCCUAUCUUAAAGACACUAUAUAAAAUACUGAUCGCAAGGGAACAGUCAUCACAAGCUAUUCUACAAGCACUGAGGGAUGAGAACUUGAAUGAUCCCCGGGAGCGAAUUGAGAUUGCACAAACUCAUGCUUUCUACAAGCCUUUACUUCUUGGACGGCACUGAUUUUUUUAUUUUUUUUAUUUUAUUUUCAUAUGGAAAGAAAGUUAUGACAUAAAUCUAAAAAGCAUUAAGUUAUAUGAAUACAAGGUGAGCAGAAGCAUAUUAUGGGUACUGUAAUACAUUCUGUAUUGAUUCAAUUUCCUUAUAUAUUAGAGUAAUUGGAUUUA
This is a messenger RNA of Alnus glutinosa, 2259 nucleotides long. RefSeq names its product glycerol-3-phosphate dehydrogenase [NAD(+)] GPDHC1, cytosolic. The transcript is spliced from 6 exons. Gene Ontology annotation, molecular function: NAD binding; glycerol-3-phosphate dehydrogenase [NAD(P)+] activity. NCBI's taxonomy places the organism in Eukaryota, Viridiplantae, Streptophyta, Magnoliopsida, Fagales, Betulaceae. Gene Ontology annotation, biological process: glycerol-3-phosphate catabolic process; carbohydrate metabolic process. Gene Ontology annotation, cellular component: cytosol; glycerol-3-phosphate dehydrogenase (FAD) complex. The record is from RefSeq and is a predicted model, not a curated record. The coding region runs from base 704 to 2095 and encodes 463 amino acids.